Fusarium redolens is the source of this 1281-nucleotide messenger RNA. RefSeq lists its product as uncharacterized. The coding region runs from base 1 to 1281 and encodes 426 amino acids. The transcript is spliced from 8 exons. The record is from RefSeq and is a predicted model, not a curated record. Lineage: Eukaryota; Fungi; Ascomycota; Sordariomycetes; Hypocreales; Nectriaceae.
AUGUAUCAAACAAGCAGAUCAGGAUGGAGCGAGUGGUCUCAGUGGACCUGGCAUCAAAGCUACCAACAAUAUUAUCGCCAAAGAGUAGAUGCUGCCGGCAACUCGGAUAUUCAGUGGCAGAGCGAAUAUGAGUCUGCUCAGAAUAGAGACGUGCCCCGAACCCCUGUGCAAGUUCAAGAGGUGGACCAGAUGACCCAGCAGUUUGGAUCUGUCAACAUCCAGAGCCCUGAACAAACUGCUGCAGACGAGCACGACAAUGAUGAAUAUGUCACGGGCGGCUCAUCGUCGAGAGUAAAAUCCAAAUCAUCGAGGUCGCAUAGCAGUUCAUCAAAGUCGAAAUCGAAACCGUCCAAGUCUUCUAGUGGGAAAGGGAAGGCAACCGCGCAGGAAGCCAUUGAUGAGGUUGAUGAACAGGGCUAUGAAAACCGUCAUAGUCAACGUAGACCAUCCGCAUCUACAGCCGCUCCGCAAACUGAACAAACCUGUAACAUUGACAAACCUCACUCAACCACAGGAGAUCCUGCAUCCAACCAACCUUAUCCAAGUGGCUCAGCCGAGGAGGAAGACCCAGUACUUCAGGCAGCCAUUGCUCAAAGUCGACACUAUUCUCGAGAUCAAUACCGAGGUGGUGAGUCGUCAUCUGCUGCAUAUGCCCCCUACGCUCAAGAUGAGGAAGAGGACCCAGGGCCAGCUGUGGCCUCUACCAACCAAGAGCACAUUGUAGGCACCGGUGGUGAAACAGAAACUUUAGAUCCACGUUAUCGUGUUGCACAGUCUCAUAUGUUCCAACCCGGCGAGGUCUUCAAAGUCCUCUGGCCGGAGCCGGCAGGAGGAGGCAGUGUGGUUGAAGAAACAGUGUAUCGCGACCAGUUCGGCGGUCGGAUCUUUGUCCAUUUUCGUCGUUUCAUCGUAGUCGCAAACGAUCGUGGCCACUGCACUUGCAUACCAAUCUCUACCUAUGGUAAGAAAGGUUGUAAAAAGAGUGGUGUCAAGGCUGAACAACACGGAAUCGUUGCUGAAAGCAGCAAUCGAAACCCUACCGGCCUAUCUGGCGAGCCCGAGCUUGGAUAUCCUCCUGUUCGUGUGCACAUCCAUGAGCCAAACGAACGAAUCUCAAAAGAGUCCCGAGUUAAUUACUCAAAGCUCACGACGGUGGAACACAACGUUAAAGUGCUCUUCAUCGGUCGGGUGGUGACCUCAGAUUGGGAUAUUGUCACUGAAGCGGUCAACACCAGCUGGGCAAAGAAGACACAUCUAAAAAAGAAGCAUCGCAGAUCAUGA